Messenger RNA from Triticum dicoccoides, 1728 nucleotides. RefSeq lists its product as uncharacterized. NCBI's taxonomy places the organism in Eukaryota, Viridiplantae, Streptophyta, Magnoliopsida, Poales, Poaceae. The transcript has 5 exons. The record is from RefSeq and is a predicted model, not a curated record. The coding region runs from base 401 to 1039 and encodes 212 amino acids.
CUCUGUUCCGAUUGCGCCGCCUGACAUGCCCUCGGAUUGCAUUGGCGGCUGCCUGCCGACGCGAGCGGCGCGGCGGAUGGGAGCGACCGCGUGCGAGGCGCGUAGUGGAGCAGCGCAGAAUGGAGAGGAGCGGCCGGUGUGCGUUGGUUGAUUGGAUCCACCGAGCUGUGCGGGAGAGAUGGGAUGGGAUGCGUCCGCCGUCCCCAGAUCGAUCCAUCAUUGUCCCUCCUGAAAAAAUUUGCUCAACGCGAGGGGGGAAGGGGAUCCGCCGCCGCAGGCUAUUCUGAUCGACGCCAUGGCUGCUCGUUCAAGCAAAAGUGCUCCGGUGAAGUUGUGCCGCCACUGGCACUGCCACUAGAACCACUACCGCUCGAGGUCGAUGGAUCUCUGAGGCAACCCCAUGGCCCGAUCCAAAUGGGGCGGCUGGACUGCCUGCGCGGCGGUGGACGACGUUGCCCAGACCAACAACAUCGUCCAGCGCCUCAACGACUUCUCCUCCAUUGCGCACAUCCCUAGGAUGGGCCUCAAGGUCGUGCCGAUGAUCGCGGCCUUCUCCAACCUCCACACAGUCAACCUCUCUGGUGCCGAUGAUGAAAUAAUUUCUGCCAUCGCUGCAUUACUACAUCCUCCGAUUGCUCAUAUAUCAUUCUGUGAAUUGCCCUGCUCGUUCGCUCGAAGGUUCUAUAUCCCAGAGUGUAUGUAUCAGUCGGAACUGAGAAUUUGCUCCUGGAUAGUCGUACAAUUCGCCGGGAGCAAGACCAAAUUCAACAAGGCAAUAAAACAAAGCGUGGAGCACCUAAAGAACAUCCAAUAUUCCCAGAGCAUACGAGGAGAUCACAAAUGUCGAGGGGCUCUGGGAACUGAUGAACCUACGCGUGCUCAACCUCAUCUACAACUGGAUUUCAUGCACCGGACUGGGUACAUACUUGGAGAUAACAUGAUGGUAAGAAGGCAAGAAGUAGGUACAUGCAUGAGUGGGUUUCUGGAGUCUCAAGGGGCACAUAUGAAGUAUCCACACGAAAGCAUGUUGAGUACCUGAGGGCUUGUAUCAGUGCCCAGCAUGACGGCGAACUAUUCUCUGAAAAAAUUGCUAAUGAAUCUCUGUUCAAUGGUACGUGAAAAAAGAACACUGAUUUGGUCUGAGAUUUUGGUCUGAUCAUGUAUUGUUGUGCCAACAGGGGCUACAUUCCUUCUAAACUUCUGUGGCGUUAUCAACACGAUCUUAAAGUGCAGGGUGUGUGCGCACAUAUAACACUUAGCAGAUUAUUGUGAAUCUUAAGGAAGGAGCACAUCUCAAUGCUGUCUGUAAGCAUUUUGUGCUCUUAUCAUGGGUAAUGCCCAUUCUUUAAUAUACAAGAAGUUCAACUCUGAGUGCUUCUCAGGACAUGACUAAUGUCUUUUGCAGUGUUGAUAGUUGUCAGGAAAACAAAGAUCUUAAGUCAAGUAAGGUAGUAGUAUGUAUGCGUGUUCAGUCACUAUUGUUGCGGCAUGUUUGAAGGUAAAAGUAGCAGCCUGAUGCCAUGUAUAGUAAGGUUAAGAUACUUAUUUUGAGAUGGAGGGAGUACAACACUACAAAAUGAAGGGUUUUCCAGCUGUUCUUUUGUCACUUAACCAGGAGUAGCUGGAGAUGCAAAUCAAGCAAAUUGCAUGUUGUAAGGUUUGCUCCUUCAAGUAGCUACACAUAUAUUGUCUUAGUUAAGUAAAUUCUCAAAUGAGUGUUUGCUGAAA